Molecule: messenger RNA, 1011 nt
Organism: Pseudocercospora fijiensis CIRAD86
Lineage: Eukaryota; Fungi; Ascomycota; Dothideomycetes; Mycosphaerellales; Mycosphaerellaceae
Exons: 2
Coding region: 1-1011 (336 amino acids)
Molecular function (GO): catalytic activity
Source: RefSeq, a predicted model, not a curated record
AUGUCUCAGAAAGUGAUCCUUGCGGUCUCGCAAUCCCGCACGCUCUCAACCCUCCAACAGACCCUCGACUCCCUCGCAACAACGACACAGCUCGCAGCCUCGAAGAAUGUAGACCUUAUUCUCUUUCCUGAAGCCUUUCUAGGCGGGUACCCACGAAGUUGUGCUUUCGGUGCGACUAUUGGAUCUCGAACAGACGCGGGCCGAGAGCAAUACCUCCAGUACUUCAAGUCAUGCGUAGACCUGGGAGAUACACCAUUGGGAGCAGGAGAUGAGUGGAUCGAGAGGAAGCUUCCAGUCGCGAAGGGUGAAAAGUAUAGAGGAGAUGGGACAAGAGAGUAUCUUGAAAAAGUAGCAAGGGAGACUGGAGUGUUUGUGGUGACAGGUUUGGUAGAGAAGACUGGUGGCACGCUUUACUGUGCUGUUGUGUACGUUGAUCCUCAACGAGGUGUUAUUGGAAAGAGACGAAAGGUUAUGCCCACUGGAAGCGAGAGGCUGGUUUGGGGACAGGGCUCGCCCAGCACGUUGAAGGCAGUUACGACCAUGAUCAGAGGAGUGAAGAUUACAAUGGCAGCCGCGAUAUGCUGGGAGAAUAUGAUGCCGCUUCUCCGAUACAGCAUCUACUCGCAGAAUGUGAAUUUGUGGUUGGCACCUACGGCCGAUGCGAGAGAUACUUGGCUGCCUUUGAUGAGGACUGUGGGCAACGAGGGGAGAUGUUUUGUGCUGAGUGCCAUUUCAUGCCAGAAGAAGAGCAGCUUGCCGGCAGUGAACGGAUCACAUUCGGAACUGAAAGAUGAAUUCGCCUGUCGUGGGGGGUCCUGUAUAAUUGGGCCCAUGGGCCAGGUCUUGAAAGAGCCUCUAUGGGAAGUUGAGGACGGUGGGCUACUUAUCCAAGAAGUCGACUUUGAAGAUUGUGAGCGCGGUAGACUGGACCUGGAUGUUGCCGGGAGCUAUUCAAGGAAUGAUGCAUUCCAUUUGACAGUAGACGGCCUCGAUCUAAUCCCGCCACCGUAG